Molecule: messenger RNA, 991 nt
Organism: Elaeis guineensis (African oil palm)
Lineage: Eukaryota; Viridiplantae; Streptophyta; Magnoliopsida; Arecales; Arecaceae
Product: glutathione S-transferase zeta class
Biological process (GO): glutathione metabolic process; L-phenylalanine catabolic process
Cellular component (GO): cytoplasm
Molecular function (GO): maleylacetoacetate isomerase activity; glutathione transferase activity
Source: RefSeq, a predicted model, not a curated record
UCCGCUGAUGACCACAAUGUUGGCACGUUGCACUCUGGCCCCUUUGGCCUCUUAGGUGCCCUAGGCUCCAUUUAUAUAAGCCGGCCCUUUUAGCAUCGAAAUGGACCCCUUUUUUUACGCCUACCAUUUGCUUCGAGUAAAACUCAUCCAAAGACAUCCCGGCGUCAAUGGCGAAGGAGAUCGCGACGCCGGCAAACCUGACGCUUUACUCAUACUGGCGGAGCUCGUGCUCGCAGCGAGUCCGGAUCGCUCUCAAUCUCAAAGGAUUGGAUUAUGAGUACAAGGCUGUGAACCUUCUAAAAGACGAGCAAUCGAAUCCAGAAUUUGAGAAGAUCAAUCCAGUUAAAUAUGUUCCGGCUUUGGUGGAUGGGGAUACAGUGGUUUCUGACUCGUUUGCAAUCGUACUGUAUUUGGAAGACAAGUAUCCUCAAUAUCCACUUUUGCCACAAGAUCUUAAAAAGAAGGCCCUCAAUCUCCAGGUAGCAAGUAUUGUGAGUUCAAGUAUCCAGCCUCUUCAGAAUCUUCCUGUCCUGAGUUGGAUAAAGUCAAAGUUCAAUGCUGAUGAGAGACUUAAAUGGGCUCAGAACCAUAUCAAUAAAGGCUUCAUAGCCCUUGAGAAACUGUUAAAAGACUGUGCUGGAAAAUAUGCUACAGGAGAUGAAGUCCAACUGGCAGAUGUCUUUCUGGAGCCUCAGAUCUAUGCAGGGGUAAAGCGUUUUCAAAUUGACAUGUCUCCUUACCCUACUCUUGCCAGACUUCAUGAAGCAUACUCUGAGCUACCUGCAUUCCAAGCUGCACUACCUGAUAGACAGCCAGAUGCGCCUUCCUCAUCCUAAAAGUCACAAAAAAGAUGGACCUGUCUGAUGGGUUAUCAACCAUAAAAGGAAAGCCAACCGGUGGAUUCUGUGUUGUCUUUGUUGUGUUACUUAUAUCAUGUUACUAUUGUCUUUCUAAAUAAUAUGUAUCAUCCAAAAAGUAGGAGAAACUACUA